Priapulus caudatus is the source of this 809-nucleotide messenger RNA. RefSeq names its product solute carrier family 25 member 43-like. The record is from RefSeq and is a predicted model, not a curated record. Bases 80 to 352 code for a protein of 90 amino acids. The transcript has 2 exons. Lineage: Eukaryota; Metazoa; Priapulida; Priapulimorpha; Priapulimorphida; Priapulidae.
AUGUGAUUGCUGUGCACUUUUCUAGGCUCAGAGCAAGGCGAUCGCGGGAGGUGGAGGCGUUGAUAUCGAGUUCAACGGUAUGGUUGAUGCCUUCGUCCAGACUGUGAAGAAGAACGGAAUUCUUGGACUGUGGCGUGGAACCACCGCCAACCUGGCUAAGGUUGCACCAUAUGCCGGGUUCAUGUUCAUGGGCUUCGAAGCCAGCAAGAGAGUGUUCCUGUACAGCAACGGAUACACAACAAGCCCGAUCUGGGACAACCCCAAGCCCGGUGUGGACCAGAGUUUCACACCCACCGAGCUGGCCGCAUGGUACAAAAAGGAGAAGGAGCUCGGCCACGACCAUGACCAUUAGAGAGUUCGCGAUUAGGCAAUGCACUAGGUCGCUUGGUUCCAAUUUGUUUGUUAGUAUGGUCGAACUCAUAUGUCAGUUGUGUCGCCCAUUCGCAUAAGCUCAUCAUGCAAAAUGUCUAGUUAUAAACUUUUGAAAACGUCUUUUGUCUGUAACUGCAGUGCCUGAAACAAAAUGGCUACUUCUCUGUAAUACAAAUUAUAUAGUAUGCGCAGAGGUUUGCAUAUGUGGAUAGUAUUUUCUUUUCAAAUAUGCAAUCCCCUCUCCGGACUCUGAUGGUAGACCAGAGCGACAGAAACGAAACCCACGUGUCUCGGUGAUAUGUCUGUGUUAACUAGGAGUGUGCUUCUAAAGUAGCAGCUCUUAAGAUCCAUUUCCGGAAAUGGCUUUUAACAAGUUGUCAGGUACUUGUAAAAAGUUAUACUGUAUUGUUAAUAAAUGAAAGAGCUCUGUAACAUAA